CGCAAUGUUUAAAAUAUUCAAAUAACAUAUAACAUGUACGAAUAAUCGGAUACUUCUUAAGAAUGGACGAUCGUUGGGCAAUUAGCAGCCCUCCCCCGCCUUAUGACGUAAGCAAUGAUGACACGAGGAUCAAAGAUACUGAAAAACAUAGCAUUUACGUAGGACAGCCCGGAAACGUGUUCUGCAAGGGAGCUCGAUUUGAUGGCAUUUCAAGAAUGAAAAUACAUCCCCCUCCACCGGGAUGUGAGCCGAAUGAAUACCAGUCAAUGUUGAUGAACAAAAGUGGUGAGAUUUUGUUCACACCUGCACCACAGAGACAAUCUGGACCAAGCAAAUCAAAAAAUAAGAUCACUCCAAAUGUUACGGUUGUUGCGGACAUUCACAUGGCUUAGGAUCAAAAACUCAGUAUACUGUCAAUUUCCGUCCUUAUAAUGAUUUAUGUUCUCGUGUAUGAAUACGAACGACAUUUUUAAAGUACAUAAAGGCAUAAUUAUUUCAGUAAUUAAUAUUAUUUCAGUUUUAAGAACUUUCAUAUUAUAUACAAGUGCAAUUGUAUUGACAGGUCUGCGAUGCAAAAUUAAUGAUUUUCUGCGUCAUUUAAAUACAUCAAAUGAAAGGUUUGAAAUAUUGAUGAAAAUACACGAUCGCAUAUGCAUUUCUUUGUUAGCUUUACUCUCGUUUAAAUAUUCUGUUCAACGAACAAACAUGAUUUACAUAUAUUGUUAAUAAACAUAAAUCACUGGACAA
Molecule: messenger RNA, 747 nt
Organism: Mercenaria mercenaria
Lineage: Eukaryota; Metazoa; Mollusca; Bivalvia; Venerida; Veneridae
Exons: 3
Coding region: 63-392 (109 amino acids)
Source: RefSeq, a predicted model, not a curated record